This is a messenger RNA of Humulus lupulus (European hop), 3086 nucleotides long. RefSeq lists its product as uncharacterized. Lineage: Eukaryota; Viridiplantae; Streptophyta; Magnoliopsida; Rosales; Cannabaceae. The transcript is spliced from 9 exons. Gene Ontology annotation, molecular function: zinc ion binding. The coding region runs from base 280 to 2715 and encodes 811 amino acids. The record is from RefSeq and is a predicted model, not a curated record.
GGCCUCUUGGGCUACCAACUUAGAGGUCCGAAACCGAACCAAACGACCCGAUUCUGUUUGAAGGCGCAGGGCAGGAGGCGGAGAGGUUCAGACUUGGAGUUAUGGAUUUACAGCAACACCGAUAGAUUGAAACCUUUCCAAAGUCGAUCGAGAAGGAGAUUUCUAUAAUUUCUUUCUCCUAUCGAUUUGUUAUUUCAAUCAACAUUAACGACGUUACCUUCAGUUUGGGAGGUUCCAUACUGAUUGGAAUUGGAUGUGAGUUGUAGGUUUAGUGAAUCGAUGUUGAGCCGGGAGGAAAUGGAUAUUGAUAAUGUAGUGGAUGUAUCUGAAUCAAUGUUCAACCGGGAAGAAAUGGAUAUUGAUAAUGUAGUGGAAGUACCUGACACACCUGAUAGGGUAGCUGCCCGACGACAUGUUACUGACGGUGAAUCUGUUGGAAAAGGACGCGAGUCAUUUUUCGGUCGUAGGACUAAGGAUAUUUUUUAUGAAAACCCUUCAAAUGGACUGAGGUCCAGGGAUAAGUUUGUCCCUGAAAAUGGACGUAGUAGAAAAAUAGUUAUCAAACCACCAAAAAGUUUUGGCAAUCCAGCAACUGCAGAUUUUGGCAUCCAUAAUGUUAAUUCUUCACUGGAAAAUUCAUCUGCUUCCCAGAAUGCUCACAUGUUUAGGAGAGCAUUUGUGGACAAAACCGCUGGCUCUGGCCACAGAGCAAGACAAGCUAGUGGAGUUAGAAACAUGGACAAAGGAAAAACCAUAUGCACUGAUAUAUCAUCAAAUUUCCAAGAUAGCAGUAAACAUUUUGAUUUUCCAAAACAAAGUGGUAACGCCGAGCGUGGCAGUACUGUUUGUCUUUAUGGUGCACCAACACAUAUUUUGGCUGAAGAUAAGAGAAAAGGACAAACAGCGUUAAGUGACAAUUCUUCGGGAUCUUUCAUACCAGACAUUUCUAAGACAAGAAAUGCCUUAAAGGGGAAGGAAAAGAUUGAUGAGCAUGCCUCAAAAUGUUCUGGCUUAGAUAUGAAUCGUAGAGAAGUAAUCAGUCUGUCCCCUGAUAUCCAACAUAAAACUGGAGGACAUAUGUCCCCUCAUUCUGUUACCACUUCUAGAGGCAUGCGGAGAAUAAGUUUGGUAAGAGGUGGGUGUAUCUCUCCACAAAAUGUAGCAAAAGUGGAACAACUUAAAAACAGUUCCAAAAACAUUGAACAAAGUGAUGCUGGGAAUGUGGUUUAUAAUUGUCCACAACCCCUAGUAGAUCUAAGUGAUGUAAUUGCGGAAGAGAAUGGUAGUAGUGAAAGAGUGAAAGGAAAGGCUGUAUUCACUAUUCCUGAUACACCAAACGAGCAGAAGGGAAAAUCAUUCCGUGCAGCUAGCAGCAGCUUUGCAACUGGUACUGGAGAGGCGAAAGGAGUCAGCAAUGGUGGUAGAGAUGAAUCUGGAUGCUCUCAAAGUUUAGUCGGUUGGAGAAAUACACAUAAUAAUUCAAGGAAACUGGAUAAUUCUAUGGGGGAUGUGGCUUUGCAUCUUUCCAGGCAAAUGGAUGGUCGUAGAAAUUCAUUUCACCAACCAUUGGACAGAAGAACUGGGAGUAGACGAAACUCUCAGACUGAAUGUGAUUUUGCAGAAGGUCAAAAUCAGGUGUUAACAGCUCCUUCUGUCUCUCAAAUGGAACAGUCAAGAGGAGCACCUCGUGCAGAAAUGAUUCUUCCCAAAAGGCUAAAGAAACAGGGAUCUCCUUCUAGUUCUAGGAACAAUGGUGAAUGCUCUACAUCCAUUUUGGAAGACUCAGAUGUUUUGUUUCUUGGUUCUUCCAAGGAAUCAACAAACACAAGAUCAUCUAGGCUCCAUCGUUCUCGGUCUCGGGCCAUUCCAGGACAAGCUAUUGAAGUUGAUGUGUUGUCAUCUCCAGUCAGAAACUCUUCACCACAAAUUUUAGAUUGUACAGAUAAUGAUGAUUCAGAGGCCAGGGCAAGACAAGUCGAAGCAGAUGAGAUGUUGGCUCGUGAACUCCAAGAACAAUUAUACCAUGAGAUGCCUAUAGUUGGAGGCAGUGAGCAGAUCGAUGAACAUUUUGCAUGGGCAAUGCAGCGGCAGGAGAAUAGUUCUUCUGGUGCAGGUCAAAAUGAUUCACAUCUUAGAGGCUCAGAGAUGUCACUGCUACAAAGACAGCCAAGGUCAAGGUCUUCUCAGAACCGAUCAAAUAGGACUCAGAAUCCUCCAAAUAGGAGAUUGACUGGGGCUCGUGCCCCAACCUCCAGUAGAAUGGCACAGCUAAGGAGUCGUAUGUACAGACAGCAUUAUAAUGUAUCAAAUAGAGGGAGAAACUUUCGAUUUCCUUUGGACAUGGAUUUGGACAUGAGACUAGAUAUAUUGGAAGCUUUAGAGGCUGCUGUAGGGGAUCUUAAUGAUGGGGACAUGGGUAAUCACAUUUUUCAAGUUCAACGUGAUUUCAAUGAGAAUGAUUAUGAGAUGUUAUUAGCCCUCGACGAGCAAAAUCAUCAGCAUGCGGGUGCCUCAGCUAAUCAAAUUAAUAGUUUGCCCCAAUCCGUAGUACAGACUGAAAACCUUGAAGAAGCUUGUGCAAUUUGUUUAGAAAGCCCCGGCGUUGGGGAGACUAUUCGUCAUCUCCCUUGUUUGCACAAAUUUCACAAAGAUUGUAUCGAUCCAUGGCUUAGCCGAAAAACAUCAUGCCCAGUUUGCAAGUGCUCCAUUACUUAGAUUGUAUCUUGAUCUGGGCACUUCAGCCGUCUCUCAAAGAGAUCGUAUGUUGCGUUUUGGUAAGGUAAUAAUUACAGAUUCAAUUGCUUAUCUCCCAUGACAUUGGAGCAAAAGUUUUACAAAAUUUCACUAGAACGGCUGUGCCGCUGAUUUAUUGUUCAACCACAAAAUGGUUCAAGUUAUACUUCAAUGAUGGUUUUUCUGUAGUGCUGAAAAUAGGUGUUUGACACAUCCUUUUGAAUUUCUGGUCUCUAGUCUGACUGUCAUGGCUCGUGAAGAGAUUUGGUUAAGCUAAAACAUACACCACCAGUUAUAAGGUCAUAUAUUAUUAUUGCCUUGAGAAAAAACCCUUUCUCAUUUUUAUGCAUCAA